AUGCGGAUAAAACAAAGAGUGAGUGUUGCUGUGAUAGCAGUGGCGUUGUUCUGUUUUUUGAUGUACUAUGUGAAACAAAAAAAUAUAAUCAUAAACCAAUCACAGAUCAUCACGCUUGAAAGAAGUGCAGACUAUCAAGAGAAAUCGAGGCUACAUCAUCAGGAUAGUGUUGUUUCAUUGAAACGGUUACUGCGUGUAAUCGAAGCACUGACGAAGGAAGUUGACAUUAUAAAAAAAUCUCUUGUGAGAAACGAAAAUACAGUUAACACUGCUAGUAAUAAAAAGGAUAUAUACAUUGACAUCUUAAAUAAUGGAGAUCAAAAAUCGUGUAAGAACUUGACUCUGUUAGUAAUGAUAUCAUCUCAUGCUUCACAUGCUGAUCGAAGGAGAGUUAUCCGUUCAAAUUGGGCAAGCGAGACACUAUGGAAAAAUUAUUUACAAAAACGAGGAGUUUCUUUUGGACUUUUGUUUUUAAUUGGAGAUGCUAAAAACAAAACAAUGUCUAAUAACCUCUUAAAGGAGUCCAAAAUAUAUGGCGAUAUAUUGAUUGAAAAGUUGGAGGAAAGUUUUUACAGUUUGUCGUACAAAAUAAUGAUCGGUUUCCAAUGGAUACACGAGAAAUGUUCAUUCGAUUACGUUCUAAAAGGUGAUGAUGACAUAUUUGUAAACAUACACACUCUCGUGACCUUUUUUAACAAAUCCUACCUACCGAGAAAAGAGCUUUAUAUUGGUCACAUGAUGUCCGUUUCGGGUGUGAUGCGUAACGGUCGAUACGGCGUAAGUAGGACGGAAUAUUUACGAGAUUAUUAUCCUCGCUAUUGUUCGGGAGGAGGUUUUAUAAUGUCACGUGAUGUAGUGAAAGAAAUAAUACCGCAUUAUGAUUGGAUAAAGCCUUUAAAAAUCGACGAUGCUUAUGUUGGCCAGUUGGUGUUAAAAGCAGGCAUCGAUGCGUGGCAUGAUUCGAGAUUUCGUAUGUACGAAAAUAACUGUACGUAUAUUAACGAUACAAUAAUUGCCCAUAUAUGGCGAAACAAGGCGGUUAAACCGAGUUGCGCAAAAUAUCUGAAUGAGCAAGCAUUACAAGCGAGUCAAAAAUAA
This is a messenger RNA of Hydractinia symbiolongicarpus, 1098 nucleotides long. Its product is annotated as beta-1,3-galactosyltransferase 1-like. Bases 1 to 1098 code for a protein of 365 amino acids. NCBI's taxonomy places the organism in Eukaryota, Metazoa, Cnidaria, Hydrozoa, Anthoathecata, Hydractiniidae. Gene Ontology annotation, cellular component: membrane. Gene Ontology annotation, molecular function: hexosyltransferase activity. The record is from RefSeq and is a predicted model, not a curated record. The transcript has a single exon.